Messenger RNA from Camellia sinensis, 842 nucleotides. Lineage: Eukaryota; Viridiplantae; Streptophyta; Magnoliopsida; Ericales; Theaceae. The record is from RefSeq and is a predicted model, not a curated record.
GUCUUACAUUUCCACACGUAAAAUCAUUCUAACUUGAUCAUAAAGCCAAACAACACCCAAUAUAACAAACCCAUUUUCAAUUGCAAGGUUCUAUAUCUCCUCCUUUUGGCGUUACUUUUUCUUUACAGCUUCUAUGAAAGGAUGAGAGAUCGAAUGGAAAGGUUAGUAGUUCUUCCUUUCUCUAUAGGCUGUGUUUCUCAGUCAAGUGUUGCUGUGGGCACAACCACAACCACAGCCCAACCCAGAAAAACUAAAUCAGAAGGAUCAAACUCAGGACCAGCUGUAGUAAUAACAAGGAAAGAAGAAAGAGAAGAGAGUUCAUCAUCUGCGCUGAAAAUGAGGAAUUCUUGGGGUUUCUUGGCUGCUCCAAAGCCUAACAUUUCAACUGGAAUACACAGAUUGGUGAAGACUUUCAAAAGCUUCUCUCAAUUAUUUGAGAUGGAAAUGGAGAUGGAGAUAGGAUUUCCAACAGAUGUGAAGCAUGUUACACACAUAGGAUGGGAUGGAACUACUACUACUACAAACACCACAAACAAUCCUAUGAAAGGCAGUUGGGAGAAUCUCACAGCUCCUGAAAUACUAUCUUUUCCUUCAAUUUCUAUGAGGCAGUUUGAGCUUGCCAUGGCUGCCCAAGCUAAUGACGGACCACCUCACAUGUGUCUCACUAAUCCUACCUAAUAUGUUCUGUCGUUGCCUCUUCUUGUUGGUUUGUUGUGGGUAAUGAUGAUGAUGUUAAACCACUGUUGAUAAUAUUGAACAUUGUUGAUUGAAAUGGUGGAAGGUUUUGAUAAUAUAUGUAUUGGUGAUUCACAUAGAUAUAUGCAGAGAGCUCCCAAAUGAUA